Stylophora pistillata is the source of this 2452-nucleotide messenger RNA. RefSeq names its product DDB1- and CUL4-associated factor 13. Gene Ontology annotation, biological process: maturation of SSU-rRNA from tricistronic rRNA transcript (SSU-rRNA, 5.8S rRNA, LSU-rRNA). Gene Ontology annotation, cellular component: small-subunit processome; nucleolus. Gene Ontology annotation, molecular function: protein binding. NCBI's taxonomy places the organism in Eukaryota, Metazoa, Cnidaria, Anthozoa, Scleractinia, Pocilloporidae. The record is from RefSeq and is a predicted model, not a curated record.
UUUGUGAAAGGUUGUGUAAACUUUUAGUUUAAAGUUACGAAAAAUGAAGGUUAAAGUCCUCUCAAGGAAUCCAGCAGACUACAUUAGAGAAAGGAGGACCGAUAUUCAUAAGAUCCAUCGCAACUUUGACCCUUCGUUGCAUCCCUUCGAAGCACCGCGCGAAUAUACACGGGCACUGAAUGCUAUCAAACUCGAACGGGUGUUCGCCAAACCGUUUGUCGGUUCGUUAGGUGGACACACAGACGGUGUGAAUUGCAUUUCUAGACAUCCAAGGAAUCUAUCUGUGUUGCUGUCUGGGUCUUGUGAUGGAGAGAUUCGCUUGUGGAGUUUGCCGCGACGAGAGUGCCUGAAGACGUUAACAGCACACACUGGUUUUGUGCGUGGCUUGUGUACCUCUCCUUCUGGAGACACUUUUUUCUCAGUAGGGGAUGACAAAGUUAUAAAACAGUGGAGCAUGGAACAAAGUUUUGAUAUCAGCUUAGAGAGUUCACAGACUCCACUCAACACCAUCAUUGGCAAGAAUCUCUACCAUGGUAUUGAUCACAACUGGAAUAGCGAUGACUUUGCGACAUGUGGAGAGCAAGUUGACAUUUGGAAUGAGAACAGGGCUGAUCCUAUUCGGAGCUUCAAUUGGGGCGUGGACACCAUUCAUAGCAUUAAGUUCAACCCCAUUGAGACCCACCUUCUCGCUAGCACCGCCUCCGAUCGUAGUAUCAUCCUUUACGACAUGCGGGGUUCCGCUCCACUGCGUAAGGUUGUCAUGGAAAUGAGAAGCAACACAGUGGCCUGGAACCCACUCGAAGCGUUUGUCUUCACCGCAGCCAAUGAGGAUUCAAAUCUGUACACGUACGACAUACGCCGGUUCAAAGAGCCAAUUAACGUGCACAUGGAUCACGUGUCUGCCGUCCUCGACGUAGAUUACUCGCCCACAGGACAAGAGUUUGUGAGCGGCAGUUAUGAUAAGACAAUAAGGAUUUUUGAGCGGGAUUCUGGACGAAGCAGGGAGGUGUACCAUACCAGCCGAAUGCAGCGGGUAUCGUGUGUGAGGUUCAGCGGGGAUUCCACUUAUGUUCUUUCUGGAAGUGACGAGACAAAUAUCAGAAUAUGGAAAGCCAAUUCUUCUCAGAAGUUGGGAGCGCUUGCACCUCGAGAAAAAGCAGCUUUCAAUUACAAUGCAAAGUUAAAGGAGAGGUUUAAACAUCAUCCUCAGCUGAAGAGAAUUAAAAGACAUCGCCAUGUUCCCAAAGCGGUAUUUAAGGCAGCCAAGGAGAAGAAGAUCAUGAUGGCUUCUGUAAAGAGGAAGGAGGAGAACAGACGUCUUCAUAGUAAGCCAGGAAGCGUGCCUCGUGUGGCGGAAAGAAAGAAACAUGCUGUUGCCGUUGUUGAAUGAGAAAGGUGCGCCUAUUACUAAUCACAAGCACGAUACUAUGCAUGUGACUGGAUAUACUCGGUGGAUCCUUGGCCAUGCGAUUGCAACUGAGUACGUUGAAGUACAUCAUCGUAAUCACUUAUGAUCUGUGACAUGCAACUGAAAUUUCGCUUUAUAGAUAAAAAUUGAAAAGUUUUCUGGCUUUCUGUUUUGCGAGAAUUUUCGGAGUUAUAAGCGACGAUUGUCGUAACAAAAUCGCGGACGAAGAUUUGCCGACUGGUGAAGGAGGAACAUUGGAUGUUACGCCAGCAUAUACUGUUUAUUUUGCAUGAGAAUUUGCAGAGUUAUGAGCGAUGAUUGUCGAAAAAACUUGUGGGCGAAAAUUUGCCGAUAUGUGACAGAAGAGCAUCAUAAAUUACUUCCGCGUAUGUUGUUUUAAGAAUUUACUGAGAGAUUGUUUAAUUCUGGGAUCAGUUUAAGGCGCCUUUUCUCGAGAACUUGCGCAACGACAAACAAUCAGGUCCAGAGAGUCACUCCAAUAAAUAUGUUCUAAAAGUUUAACAUUUGAGAAUCUUAAUCUUAAGUUUAUCUGACUUAUUUUGCGAACUAAGUGCCAUUUCAUGAAAAUAAACAUUACUAUCUAUUUGUAAGGCAUUGUAGCGCAUAUUGCGGGCUAAAAAUGAAGAUUUUGGCGGACUAAAUUGUACUUUAGCACGCUCGCACACACGCGUGACUGUGCAGACUGUUUUGUUGUCGUCUUUUCGAUUUCUAGUUUUUCAAUGACCUCCAAAGUGCUAAUAGGGUUUAUGUUCUCAGGCAUAAAACUGUUUUAGGCCCUUCUCAAAGUCAUUUUAACCUUCGCCUGCCGGCUCGGGUUAAGAUAACUCUAAGUUGGGCCCAAAACAUAUUUAUGCUUGCGAACAUUAACUCUGCUGUCUUAUUUAUAUCUACCAAAAAGAAGAAGCUUUAGCUAACGCUGAAAUGUGUUUAAGAAUAGAUUGAAGUAUUUUUGUUCGCUUGUAAUAUUGAAAUAUCAUUUCGUAAUGAUAAUGAUAUCAUUAGAAUAAAAAAUCGUGAUCAUUA